Molecule: messenger RNA, 2927 nt
Organism: Oncorhynchus mykiss (rainbow trout)
Lineage: Eukaryota; Metazoa; Chordata; Actinopteri; Salmoniformes; Salmonidae
Source: RefSeq, a predicted model, not a curated record
UGGGAUUUAACCAUGCAUGGAUGUUGUGUGUGUCUUAGUCACAGACUUACCGUUGGCUUUGAGCAGAGUGAUUACGGCACGGUUACUGGUUUCUCGGGCAUCACGACAGGAUGAAAGAGAGGGAGCUUUGGACUGUCCUUCUGUUUGGAUCCUCGCUUAAACGCUUCCUUAGAAUGUGUGUGCUGCUGCAGUCUCGUUGUUAGUCAAAAUGCCAAAAUACAAGGUGACUGUGUACACACACAACAUCGCAACUGGCACCACGAUGAACAACAUCUUCAUCAAGCUGGUUGGCGAAAAAGGAGAGAGUAAGCGCACGUGGCUCACUAGCUUGAAGGGACUCUUCUAUCAAGACACAGGGUCUCGUGAAUUCGACGUGGUGUGCCCCUUUUCACUCGGCAAGCUGGUGCUGAUAGAGCUGGACAAACAGCCCCUCCCACUCUUCCCCCUGGAUGCCUGGUUCCCAUCCAAGGUUGUCGUGACGACGCCAGAGAGAGGCACAUGCCAGUUCCCUAUCUACUGUUGGAUUCUGGACAAGGAGGUGCACCUGUUCAGAGAGGGCACAGCUAAAAGGCUCUGUGAUGAAACUAAUCAUCUUGCCAGGUACAGCAGGGAACUGGAGAUGAAGACGAGAACUGAGCUGUACUGCUGGGAUACCUACAAGGAGGGUUUCCCCGGCAGCAUGAAGGCAGACAACCCUCUGGAUCUUCCCAGCGAGAUCCAAUUCUCGUUCACCAAGGCCACCCAGUUCCUCUUCACCGCCGCCACCGGGAUCACUGAGCUGAAACUAAUGGGGUAUUCUGACAGCAAGAAGAGCUGGAAAAACAUUGAUGAAAUCAGCAAUGUCUGCCUCAAUAGAACUGUCAUCUCAGACUACGCACAGGAGCACUGGAAGGAAGACGAGUUUUUCGGGUACCAGUAUCUGAACGGCUGCAACCCCAUGUUGAUCCGUCGCUGCUCGGAGUUGCCGGCAAAUUUCCCCGUCACAGGAGACAUGGUCAAGCCCUCUCUUCGUGGAUCGUCCAGCCUCCUAAAGGAAUUGCAGAGCGGCAACAUAUUCCUGCUUGACUACAAGAACCUGGAUGGAUUAAAGGCAAAUGUGAUCAAUACGAAAAAACAGUACAUGGUGGCUCCUCUGGUUCUGCUCUACAGAACCCCUGAUGACAAGCUGGUUCCCAUCGCCAUCCAGCUGAAGCAGAAGCCUGCUAAAGACAACCCCAUCUUCCUUCCUACUGACUCUGAGUAUGACUGGCUCCUGGCCAAGAUCUUUGUGAGGAGCGCUGACUUUCAAGAGCACCAGCUCAACGUCCACCUGCUGCGCACUCACCUCCUGGCUGAGGUGUUCGCUGUAGCACUGCUGCGCAACAUGCCCAUGGUGCACCCCCUCUACAAGCUUCUGAUUCCACACACCCGCUACUCCCUCCAGAUCAACCUCUUGGCCCGGGCAUUUCUAAUAGCUGAUGAAGGAGUUUUCACUCAGUUUGCUGCUUCGGGCGGAGAGGCGAUGAAUGAGAUCCUGAGGAGAUCUGUGGCCUCAUUGACCUACAGCUCCCUCUGUAUGCCGGAAGACAUCACUGCACGAGGUCUGGAGUCAGUCCCCAACAACUACUACAGGGAUGAUGGACUCAAGCUGUGGGACAUCAUCCACAGGUUUGUAGAGGGAGUGAUUGGUUUCUAUUACAAGAGUGACUCAGAGGUCCGGGAAGACCAGGAACUACAGAACUGGAUCAAGGAUAUCUUUGACCAUGGCUUCCUGGCCCAAGAAUGCACAGGAAUCCCUCAGUCUUUCUCCACUGUGCCAGAGGUCGUCAAGUUUGUCACCGUGGUGAUCUUCACCUGCUCAGGCCAGCAUUCUGCUGUCAACUCUGGACAGUAUGACUAUGGUGGCUGGAUGCCCAACACCCCCAUCUCCCUGCAACAGCCACCUCCCACCACUAAGGGGCAGUCUACUGAGAGCACCAUGCUGAAGACCUUCCCCGAUGUCGGCACAACAGCACAGGGCAUGUCCACUAUGUGGCUCCUUAGCAAGCAAUCCACUGACUUUGUGACCCUUGGCCAGUACCCAGAGGAGCACUUCAACGAGAUUCCACCCUGCAGGAUGAUUCAGAAAUUCCAGACGGAUCUGAAGGUCUUCAGCGAGACCGUCAAGGCCAGGAACUCUGGACUACCAGUGCCAUACACCUACAUGGACCCUGCUUUGGUGGAGAACAGCGUGGCGAUUUAGAUAAGCCAAGGGCCUAGACCAGGGUCCAGUUCAUUAGGCACUAAUUGGAAGAAAACUGAGGACCUACCUGGACUUUUCCAGUUAGGUUUAUUUUUGUUGUACUUUGUGCAGCCUUUUAAAAUGUUUUCCAUUGAGUGCCCUGAUGAACAUGACCCAAUGAUUCUGGAGGCAUGCGCUAGUAAACAUGCUUCAAUCUAUUAAAUGUUUUAUUGAGCAUGAUCAUUUUUGGGGCUUCAAUAAACAAAUAUCUUAAUUCAAUCAGAUAAAGGGAAAUCACACUGUGGGUUCAGUCAGAAUGUUAUCGCUGUAUCAGAAGUGUUAACUGUGUUAAACCAACACACACCGCCACAUGGUGUCCCUCACACAGACUAAGAACACUUGUUGAUGUUAUUAUUACCUUUGUACGUGUUAAUGGAUGUUAAGAAAUACAGGGUCUUUCUGACAAUUCAUUUCUGGUGCCAUAUAACUACGGACUACAGGGACUCCUGGUGAAAAUGAGUUCUCCUGCUAAAUGAUGUGACACUGAAAUGUUGAUGAACAGUAAACAAGUGUCAGAAUAAUAUGAGAGAACAAUAGGUGUGACUCAUUUACAAUUAAAAGCUAAUAAUUUGUAUCUCUAGUCUUCUUGUGAUAUUUGCCACAUCUCAUUUUGGUUGAUGCCCUGUCUACCUCAUGUAUUAAUUAAAAAAUAAAUGUAUAAAAUGAA